AUGGAUGUGUCUGAGGAUGGCAAGGCCCGGCUCCAGCUGCCUGCCAGCUGUGAGCCGCCUAUGGACAAUUCCAAGCCGCUCGUUUGGAUUAUUUUUGGCGGCACUGGACACAUGGGCCGGUCCCUGGUCAAGUGUGCCUUGUCAAAGGGCGACUAUGUUGUCUCCAUUGGUAGAGUUUUCGAAUCCACUCCGGAAGAGAUGGCCAACAUGCAUGAGAAUUGCCUUGGUGAGCUGUGCGACGUACGAUCGCGUGAAUCAGUCUCCAAGGUCGUCAAGCGUGCCCUGGAUCAUUUUGGCCAUGUGGACGUCGUUGCCAACUGCUCAGGGUAUGGUGUCAUUGGCUCGUGUGAGGACCAGGACGAGCAUGAUCUUCGAAAUCAGUUCGAGACCAACUUUAUGGGGACGCUGCACAUCAUCAAUGCGACACUCCCCUAUUUUAGACGGCAAAAUAACGGAAGAUAUCUCAUCUUCAGCUCCACGUCGGGUGCUCUUGGCGUGCCUGGACUAGGGCCAUACUGCGCAACAAAGUAUGCCGUCGAGGGUCUCAUCGAAGCCAUGCUCUACGAGACGGACAUUUUCAGCAUCAAAGCAACCCUGAUUGAGCCGGGUUUCGUACGACGCGAUGAGCCCAUGGCGAACGAUUCAGACAGUCCUCUCCCCAGUUUUGGCCAUUUCUUCAUCAAGCCUGCCAGCGAGGGAUACUCGGACGCCACGUCUCCCGCUCUUCAUGCCAAGCGGAUGGUGCAGUGGCUCGGGGAUAGGCAGCCAACGAGCGCGGUCAAAUGCGCCGAGCUUGUAUGGCAGCUCGCUCACUGCUCAUACCCGCCGCUCCGCCUGCUUCUGGGCAGCUAUGCCAUUGAGAGUAUACGUGACAGAAUGCGUUCCGUCACGGAGGAGCUGGAGGAUUGGAAACAUUUAAAUUUUGCUUCUGCCACGGGCGAUAAGGAUGAAGACGGCAAAGAUGGUGCCAUGGACACCAGCUCUUGA
Cordyceps militaris CM01 is the source of this 987-nucleotide messenger RNA. RefSeq names its product short chain dehydrogenase/reductase. The transcript is spliced from 2 exons. Lineage: Eukaryota; Fungi; Ascomycota; Sordariomycetes; Hypocreales; Cordycipitaceae. Bases 1 to 987 code for a protein of 328 amino acids. The record is from RefSeq and is a predicted model, not a curated record.